GAGAAGGCUGAGAACCAUCCACCCUCCGGCAACCGACCCACACGGAGCAGCCGUUACCACCACCGCCGACAUGAAGAUGGCCAACUGUGCUGCCCUUCUGGGGCUGGUCCUUCUCGGCUGCCUUUCUGAUCUUGCUGUUGCUCAAAGACGGGCCUCCUGCGGCGCAUACCUGCUGUCUGGAAAAACCAUGAACAUCGCCUGUCCCCGCAACUACGACCCGGUCUGUGGCACCAACGGCCGCACCUACCCCAACGAGUGCUCCCUCUGCAAGGACUUCCUCCGCAACCGUGCUCUUGACAAGAAACACGACGGAAGAUGCGUUAGGGUUGACUGUACCGGUUUCCUGAAGCCUGGCAGUGGUUACAAUAUCCCCUGCACCAUGGAGUACUCCCCCAUCUGCGGCACCAACAGCAUCACCUACAGGAACAAGUGCCAGUUCUGUAAUGCUGUGGCGAGCGGCCUGGAAGUGGACCUGCAGAACUACGGACAGUGCUACACACAGCAAACGAUUGACUGCAACCAGCAGAAGGGCAGCAACCUCAUCUGCACCUCCGAGUACAACCCCAUCUGCGGCUCCGACAGCAGAACUUACGGAAACAAGUGCCAGUUCUGCAACGCUGUCUCACGCAGCGCUGGAGCUCUGUUCUUCAGGCACCUGGGUGAAUGCUAAGCGCUGGAGCUGGACCCUUCAACAUGGCAUUUCCCUCACAAAUUCUUCAAUCAAACAUGCUCUUCCUUGCUCCUUCAAUUGUUAUGCAUCAGUCUCUGCUUUGAUUGAUCAAUAAAUUAAAUGCAGCCACAA
Molecule: messenger RNA, 802 nt
Organism: Corvus hawaiiensis (hawaiian crow)
Lineage: Eukaryota; Metazoa; Chordata; Aves; Passeriformes; Corvidae
Product: double-headed protease inhibitor, submandibular gland-like
Exons: 8
Coding region: 71-670 (199 amino acids)
Molecular function (GO): protein binding; serine-type endopeptidase inhibitor activity
Source: RefSeq, a predicted model, not a curated record